CGGCGGCGGCGCGGGGGGCGGGGCGGGGCGGCGGCGGGCGCCUCGUUCAAACGGUCGCGGCGGCGGCGCGAUGGCGGCGGCAGGCGACAGCACCCAUGGGUGCCGGGGGCACCGGGUGCAGGUGUGCGUGCGGCUGCGGCCCGGCGCCGCCGGCGAGGAGCCCCGGGUGCUGCCCGUGGACGCCCGCACCCUCCGCCUCCUCCACGGCCCCGGCGCCACCGAGUACCGCUUCGACGCCGUCUACGGCCCCGGCGCCUCGCAGAGCGACGUCUACCUGGGCUCCGUGCGCCCGUUGUUGUCCCACCUGGCGCAGGGCCGCAACGUCACCGUCCUCGCCUACGGGCCCAGCGCCGCCGGGAAGACCUACACCAUGCUGGGCAGCGCCGAGGAGCCGGGCGUCAUCCCCCGGGCCGUGCGGGACCUGCUGGGGCUGGCGGGGCCCUGUGCCACUGUCACCGCGUCCUACCUGGAGAUCUACCAGGAGCGGCUCGUGGACCUGUUCGCCCCGCCGGGCCCCCCGCUACGCCUCCGCGACACCUCCCCGCCGGCGGUGCCGGGCUUGACCGAGGUGCCCGUGCGCGACGCCGCCGCCUUCGAGCGCCUCUUCGUCCCCGCCGCCCGCCGCCGCCGCCGCGCCGCCGCCACCCGCCUCAACGCCGCCUCCAGCCGGGGCCACGCGUUGCUGCUGCUCCGCCUGCGCCCCCCCGGCGUCACCUUGCUGCUGGGGGACCUGGCGGGCGCCGAGGACAACCGGCGCACGGGCAACGCCGGCCGGCGCCGCCUGCGCGAGAGCGGUGCCAUCAACGCCUCCCUGGGGGCCUUGCGGCGGGUGGUGGCCGCCCUGGCGCGGGGUGACGGCCGCCGGCGGCGUCACCCGGUGCCGUACCGCGACAGUAAGUUGACGCGGGCGCUGCGCGACGCCCUGGGCGGCUCGGCCCGCGCUCUGCUGCUGGCCGCCGUGGCGCCGGGGCCCCGCGAGGCCGCCGCCGCUCGCGCCGCCCUCGACUUUGCCGCCGCUGCCGCCGGCGUCGUCAACCGCGACGUGGUGGUGGCUGCACCGCCGGAGCCACCGUCGGAGCCGGAGCCGGGUGACGGGGAGCAGGGUGCCGCUGACGUCCCCGACACCCCGCAGGCCGGGGCGCCGGCGUCCCCCUCGCUGCUGCGCCGCCUCGACGACGCCCAGGAGCUGCUGGAGAAGCUGAAGGCCCGGCACCCGCCCACGCCGGCGGCACCCCGGGGGGCUCCCGGCACCCCGCCCCCCUCCCCGCCCCAGGGCCCAGGCGUCCGGGUGUCCCCGGCCGAGGCGCCCGUGGUGCUGCUGCGCAGGAAGGGCGGGGGGGGCUGGGAGGCGCGGCGUCGCCCCGAGCUGCUGGCGGCCGCCGGGCGCCGGGUGCUGCGGGGGCUCAACGGGGACCCGGGGGCCCUGCGGCGGGUGGGCACCCGCCGGGCCCGGCGCCUCCUGGCCUGGCGCCGCCACCGCGGCCCCUUCGCCCGCCUGGAGGACCUGGCGGAGGUGCCCGGCUUCAGCGCCGCCACCGUGGCCGCCCUGCUCGAGGCCAACCUGCCCGAAGCCCUGGAGUCUCCCGAGAGCCAAUAAAGAGUCGCCCCCGCCCGGA
Molecule: messenger RNA, 1616 nt
Organism: Dromaius novaehollandiae (emu)
Lineage: Eukaryota; Metazoa; Chordata; Aves; Casuariiformes; Dromaiidae
Gene: KIF22
Product: kinesin family member 22
Exons: 11
Coding region: 71-1597 (508 amino acids)
Biological process (GO): microtubule-based movement
Cellular component (GO): kinesin complex; microtubule
Molecular function (GO): plus-end-directed microtubule motor activity; microtubule binding; ATP hydrolysis activity
Source: RefSeq, a predicted model, not a curated record